GUUAGCUUUCAGUGCCGUACGCUUCUUGGGGGUUUGCCGUGACAUUCCGCGGCUCGUCGAAAUCAGUCAGCGAGAACACUGGGCAGACAGGGACGACGGGAUGUGUGCGGUAGCCCUGGCCCUGGUGGGAGAUGCUGGGAUAACUAUUUCGGAUAUUCUAGCUAUCUGUGGCGACUAUGGUCUAUCACUCCCGACUACAACCAAUACAAGCUCGACCUCAGAAAAAUCGCCAUCAAAAACAGCAUCCUCGGAUGCAACUCUUGCCAAAAAUGGCCUCGUUGUACCAAACGCCGACUACUCGAGCAGCAAGAGGAACAGCAGGGCGCCGACAACACUAUCAGCAGAAACGAUAAAAAGCAUCAG
This is a messenger RNA of Amoebophrya sp. A25, 363 nucleotides long. Lineage: Eukaryota; Dinophyceae; Syndiniales; Amoebophryaceae. The record is from the annotation of a GenBank genome assembly.